Messenger RNA from Peniophora sp. CBMAI 1063, 1686 nucleotides. The record is from the annotation of a GenBank genome assembly. Lineage: Eukaryota; Fungi; Basidiomycota; Agaricomycetes; Russulales; Peniophoraceae.
AUGCACUGGCAAUUCGCAGACCCUAGCGAAAUCGGUUAUGCGUAUAUGCUUAUCGGAGGGUUUCUCGUCGCGUUCAGUGCAGUGUCGUUACUCGUGAAGGAGAGACUAUAUAUCAAUGAAGUCGUUCUCGGGACUAUAUUCGGCAUCCUUAUAGGUCCGCACUGUGCAAAUAUCGUCAAUCCGCGGAGCUGGACGUCGGACGCGAAUGCUCUCACACUCGAGAUUACGCGAUUUGUGCUCGUCAUUGGUCUUUUCGCCAUUGGCGUCAAACUACCCCGCACAUACAUGGCCAGAUCAGUGAAGAGUCUAUUGGUACUGGUCGUCCCAAGUAUGGCCAUAGGAUGGUUCAUAUCUGCUGUACUAAUAUACACACUAUCACCUCGUCUGGGCAUUGUCGCAAGCUUCUUGAUCUCUGCUUGCCUUACGCCCACGGACCCGAUCAUCAGUGCAGUCAUCCUCGAAGGGAAGUUUGCGGAAGAGAAUGUGCACGGACGGCUACGUUCACUCAUCGAGGCCGAGUCGGCUUCCAAUGACGGGAUGGCCUACCCCUUCUUGACUAUCGCCUUCUAUGUGCUCAUAGAAGCAAACGUCGGGACAGCUAUCGGGAAGUGGAUGGUCAUCGGAUGUCUCUAUCAGGUUCUUCUGGGCACCGCUCUUGGUGCCUUCUUUGGCUGGGCGCUCAGUCGCGUCAUGGAAUAUACCGAAAAGAAAGGAUUCACCGGCCGGGAAGCCUACCUCGUACAGUGCAUAGCUGUGGCGGUUCUCACAACCGGCGUGGCUACAACCCUUGGAGUCGAUGAGCUGCUCGCUGCGUUCGCAGCUGGCAGCGCGAUCAAUUGGAGUAUCGGUAGGGCUGAACCAAACGUAGAAGGAAGGAACUCUAGUGCCACUCCUGUAGGCGAGUUCAAGAGCGUAAUUGACGCGGAUCUGCCCCCAAGGCCGGUACACGGACUCACGCCUCACUCAUCUUCCUCGUCGACAUCGCCAUCAAACUUGACGCCCAAGUCAGACGACGUAGACGCAUCCGACGCGAAGAGGUCACACUUGUCUGUGCAGAUCAACGGGCAACAUUUCCCGGGCGCCAUCGACUUCAUUCUCAACUGCGCGUGCUUCUUAUACAUCGGCGCAUGGCUACCAUUCGACCAGUAUAACAUGCCAUCGCUAGGCGUAACGCCUUGGCGGCUUGUUGUGCUCUCUAUCGGUAUCUUGAUCCUUCGGCGGAUUCCUAGCGUUCUAUUUCUCUACACUUGGAUCGAGGAGAUUCCCUCCUGGCGCGAAGCGCUUUUUGCGGGUCAUUUCGGACCGAUGGGCGUCAGCGCUGUGUUCGUCUCCACCCUUGUCAUCACAAAGCUUGACGGGGCACCCACGCGCACCGAACAAACCGACGUGCUUGAGCAGACAAUCCAACCGAUCGUCACUUUCGUCGUCCUCAGCUCGAUCAUAGUACAUGGUCUUUCCAUUCCCCUCUACACGGCGUGCAACGCCGCCGUUGGGAAAUGUACCGCAUCUAGGAUGUCGCGAUCAACCGGCGACCCUGAACAGGGUAGUUCGAAGACCGAUGGCCUCGGAGACAAGAUCCGCGGUCAAGGCGAGCAGAACAUGGGACCACGCAUAUUGGACACAAAUUCUUGUAGUCGGGGUAGCGAUGGGUCUGUCCCGACGGACCCUGAAAAGCCGGACCUGUAG